Messenger RNA from Dama dama (fallow deer), 696 nucleotides. Its product is annotated as ferritin heavy chain-like. The record is from RefSeq and is a predicted model, not a curated record. Gene Ontology annotation, cellular component: cytoplasm. The coding region runs from base 1 to 696 and encodes 231 amino acids. The transcript is spliced from 2 exons. Lineage: Eukaryota; Metazoa; Chordata; Mammalia; Artiodactyla; Cervidae. Gene Ontology annotation, molecular function: ferrous iron binding; ferric iron binding. Gene Ontology annotation, biological process: iron ion transport; intracellular iron ion homeostasis.
AUGGAUCAGACCACUUUUUGCUUUUAUCAGAAAACAGUGGAAUCAGAGAAUUCUUUCUUGCUACUGUCUAGUCAGGGGAGGUCCCCGCCGCCGCUCCAGCGCAGCGCAGCCGUCGCCGCCGCCGCCACCGCCCCUUCCCAUCCGCCCGCCACGGCGAGCGCAUCCCCCUCGCAGGAGCGCCAGAACCACCACCAGGACUCGGAGGCCGCCCUCAACCGCCAGAUCAGCCUGGAGCUCUACGCCUCCUAUGGGUACCUGUCCAUGUCGUACUAUUUGGACCGCGAUGAUGUGGCUUUGAAGAACUUUGCCAAGUACUUUCUUCACCAAUCUCAUGAGGAGAGGGAACAUGCCGAGAGACUAAUGAAGCUGCAGAACCAGCGAGGCGGCCGAAUCUUCCUUCAGGAUAUCAAGAAACCAGACCGUGAUGACUGGGAGAAUGGGCUGAAUGCAAUGGAACGUGCGCUGUGCUUGGAAAGAAGUGUGAAUCAAUCACUACUGGAACUGCACAAACUGGCCGCUGAAAAAAAUGAUCCCCAUCUGUGUGAUUUCAUUGAGCUUCAUUACCUGAAUGAGCAGGUGGAAGCCAUCAAAGAAUUGGGUGACCACAUAACCAACCUGCGCAAGAUGGGGGCCCCUGGGUCUGGCAUGGCAGAGUACCUCUUUGACAAGCACACCCUGGGACACAUUGAGCGCUAA